This is a messenger RNA of Rhinichthys klamathensis goyatoka, 2482 nucleotides long. RefSeq names its product component of oligomeric golgi complex 5 (gene cog5). Gene Ontology annotation, biological process: intra-Golgi vesicle-mediated transport. Gene Ontology annotation, cellular component: COG complex. The coding region runs from base 36 to 2465 and encodes 809 amino acids. The record is from RefSeq and is a predicted model, not a curated record. NCBI's taxonomy places the organism in Eukaryota, Metazoa, Chordata, Actinopteri, Cypriniformes, Leuciscidae. The transcript has 22 exons.
CGCAGGAAUUGGACGUCACUGAUGAAGUGGCAACGAUGGACGCUUAUCCGGAAUCAACAGCGAAUUCACUGCUGAAAGAUGAGUGCUAUACCGAUUUCCUUAAAGAGGAAUUCGACGUAAAGACAUACACAGCUCAAGCCAUUCAUCAUGCUGUCAUUGCAGAGCAGCUGGCAAAGCUGGCAGAAGGCAUCAGUCAGCUGGACAAAGAGCUGCACUGCCAGGUAGUGGCCAGACAUGAGGAUCUACUAGCUCAGGCAACAGGGAUCGAGUCUCUUGAAGGUGUCUUACAAAUGAUGCAGACCAGAAUUGCAGCUCUCCAGAGUGCUGUGGAAAGGAUAAGGACUAAAAUCGUUGACCCUUACAAUAAGAUUGUGGCACGGACGGCCCAGCUUGCCCGCUUACAGGUGGCGUGUGACCUGUUGAGAAGGAUUAUUCGCAUCCUGUACCUGAGCAAACGACUGCAGGGGCAACUGCAAGGGGGCAGCAGAGAGAUCACUAAAGCUGCCCAGAGCCUCAACGAACUGGACUACCUUUCCCAAGGUGUUGAUCUGUCAGGUAUUGAUGUCAUAGAAAAUGACCUGCUGUUCAUCAGUCGAGCUCGUCUGGAGGUGGAGAACCAAGCCAAACGAUUACUGGAACAGGGCAUGGAAAUUCAGAAUCCAUCUCAGGUGGGGACGGCCCUACAAGUGUUUUAUAACCUUGGCAAUCUGAGAGAGACCAUAAGAAGUGUGGUAGAUGGAUACAGGACAUCUGUGCAGGAGAACGUUGUUAAUGCCCUGGACAUUAAAGUCCUCACUCAACCUGCAAACACCAGAGGUGCCCCUGGCAGAGCCGUCAUGCCCACUCCAGGGAAUACGGCUGCGUUUCGAGCUGCUCUGUGGACGAAUUUAGAGAAACUAAUGGACCAGAUUUGUGCCGCGUGUGGUCAGGUGCAGCACCUGCAGAAGGUUCUAACCAAAAAGAGAGACCCAGUGACUCAUGUGUGCUUUAUUGAUGAGAUCAUCAAGGAUGGGCAGCCUGACAUCUUGCACACCUUCUGGAGUUCAGUCACUCAGACGCUCUCUGAGGAGCUACAGAAAGCCACAGCUGCAUCAACCUUCCUGAAGCAGGCUCUGGAAGGAGAGUAUCCCAAACUCUUGAGACUUUAUAAUGAGCUGUGGAAGCGUCUGCAGCAGUACAGCGCAAGCAUACAGGGGGCGCUAGCGAGCAGUGGUGCGGGUCUAGAUGUGGAACUGCCAGCAUCAGAGCAUGAUACUGACGAUAUGUUCACCCGGACCAAACCAGACUAUGAUCCAGAGAAGGAUCUGAAGGAUUCUCUUCAGCCGUAUGAAGCAGCCUACCUGUCCAAGUCUCUGUCCCGACUCUUUGACCCCAUCAACCUUGUUUUCCCUCAAGGGGGCCGAAACCCACCCUCUAAUGAUGAACUGGACAGCAUCAUAAAAACAAUAGCCAGUGAGCUGAAUGUUGCAUCAGUGGAUUCCGGCCUGACGAUCGCAGUGGCCAAGAACGCAGCCAAGACGGUGCAGCUCUUCUGCGUCAAGUCAGAGCAGCUGCUGUGUACGCAGGGGGACGCCAGUCAGGUGAUCGGACCCCUGACCGAAGGCCAGAGGAGAAACAUUAACGUGGUGAACUCUCUUUUCCGCCUGCAGCAAGCUGUGGCUAAAGUUAUAUCUGGACUGGGCACCUUUCCUCCAGCAGCAGAGCAAUCGCUCACAGCAUCUUUACAGUCGGUUCAGGCUCUGAUGAGUAGUGCCGUUCAGCCCCUGCUGAAUUCUGUUACUGACUCCGUCGAAGCAAUACUCAUUACUAUGCACCAGGAGGAUUUCUCUGGUCCUCUACCCGUGGUUGGCCGCCCGGACGUGCCAUGCUCUCUGUACAUGCGUGAGCUGCAGGGCUUCAUCGCUCGCGUGAUGAAUGACUACUUCCGCCCGCUGCAGUGUCUGGACUUCCUGUACGAUAGUACGGAGAACAUCGCCCAGCGCGCCAUCACCCUUUUCAUCCGCCAUGCCAGCAUCUUGCGUCCGCUCGGAGAGGGCGGGAAGAUGAGGCUGGCAGCAGACUUUGCGCAGAUGGAGCUGGCCGUGGCUCCUCUCUGCAGACGGGUGUCAGACUUGGGGAAGGCGUACCGUCUCCUGCGAUCUUUCAGGCCACUGUUGUUCCAAACGACUGAGCACAUCACUAGCAGUCAAGCGCUGGGAGAUUUGAUUCCAUACAGCACCAUAUUACAUUUUCUGUUCAAUCGUGCCCCGGCUGAACUCAAAUCACCACAUCAGAGAGCGGAGUGGUCGAUCUCUCGCUAUUCUCAGUGGUUGGAUGACCACCCAUCAGAGAAGGAUCGUCUCACCCUUAUUCGGGGGGCGUUGGAGGCGUAUGUGCAGUCUGUCCGAGCCAGGCAAGGGAAGGAGUUUGCCCCAGUGUAUCCCAUCAUGCUCCAGCUGCUGCAGAAGGCCACAAGCGCAUCAUAGGACCUGCAAACAGAGCC